GGCUGCCCGUAGAGAGAAAGAGUCUGACUCCUCCAUUGAAACACUUUCCAGCAGAUCGCAAGUGAGGGGACUCUAGUGCUGGGCUUUACAAUAUGGCUCAGAUGCUGCAGAUGGCGAUUCCCAACUUUGGCAACAAUGUCUUGGAGUGUCUUAAUGAGCAGAGACUUCAGGGACUGUACUGUGAUGUGUCAGUGGUGGUGAAGGGUCACACAUUUAAAGCCCACCGGGCAGUGCUGGCUGCCAGCAGCUCCUACUUUCGAGAUUUGUUCAACUCUGGAAGUAAGAGCUUUGUCGUGGAGUUACCACCAGCAGUCCAGCCUCAGAGCUUCCAGCAGAUCCUUUCCUUCUGUUACACCGGCCGACUUAGCAUGAACUUGGGUGAUCAGUUUCUCUUAAUGUACACAGCAGGAUUCCUACAGAUUCAGCAGAUUAUGGAAAAAGGCACAGAGUUCUUCCUAAAGGUCAGCUCACCAAGUUGUGACUCACAGGGCCUUCACACAGAAGAAACACCACCCUCAGAACCCCAGAGCCCUGUUACUCAAACUGGAAGUGGUACUGUAGGUGGGGGUGCAGUCCCCACGGCAACAGCUCGACCUGCUUCCUGCCUAACACCCCUUGCAUUGGUGUCAAGAGUGAAGACAGAGCAGCAACCUCAGGCCCAGCAGCCCCAACAAGAAGCAUCAUCAUAUUCAGUGGUUUGCACUCCAGUUGCUAAGCGUCUUUGGGAGGGAGGUAGCCGUGAAGGAGGUGGAGGAGGGGGAGGUAUGAGGAAAGCAGCCCGCUAUUCGCAUGAGGUGGCACGGAGCACAGGAGGGGCACCGCCUCAAAGUGCAGCCUUAUUGGGUGGAAGUGGUACCACUAAUAGCAACAACAAUAACAACAACAGCAGUAGCACACCGGAAGGCACCAGUCCAGGCACACCCAGCAUGUACACCAGUGAUUCGCCGAUCUCUUACCAUGAUGAUGAUGAAGAAGAGGAAAUCACAGACGAAACCACAGAAGAACAGUACAGACAAAUCUGUAAUAUGUACACUAUGUACAGCAUGUUGAAUGUAGGGGCAACGGCCAGCGAACGAGUGGAAUCACUACCAGACCACCUCACAGUUGAAUCAAGGGGAAGAGGAGUUCGAGUGAGGCAAGAUCUGGCCUCUCUUCCCACUGAGCUCAUUGCACAGAUCGGAAACCGCUGUCAUCCUAAACUCUAUGACGAAGGUGACCCUGCUGAGAAACUGGAGCUAGUAACAGGCACCAGUGUUUUUAUUUCACGUGCUCAGCUGAUGAACUGCCACGUUAGUGCAGGCAGCGCGUGGUACGCAAGAGCUGGAUUCCGAAACUGA
Molecule: messenger RNA, 1337 nt
Organism: Sinocyclocheilus anshuiensis
Lineage: Eukaryota; Metazoa; Chordata; Actinopteri; Cypriniformes; Cyprinidae
Product: nucleus accumbens-associated protein 1-like
Exons: 3
Coding region: 93-1337 (414 amino acids)
Biological process (GO): regulation of transcription by RNA polymerase II
Molecular function (GO): protein binding; DNA-binding transcription factor activity, RNA polymerase II-specific; RNA polymerase II cis-regulatory region sequence-specific DNA binding
Source: RefSeq, a predicted model, not a curated record